This is a messenger RNA of Aphidius gifuensis, 741 nucleotides long. RefSeq names its product serine/threonine-protein kinase atg1-like. Lineage: Eukaryota; Metazoa; Arthropoda; Insecta; Hymenoptera; Braconidae. The transcript has 3 exons. The coding region runs from base 1 to 741 and encodes 246 amino acids. The record is from RefSeq and is a predicted model, not a curated record.
AUGUUGAGACCAUCAGUGUCAGGCACGUUAUUAAUAUCAUUGUCAUUAUCAAAUGGUCAAGAAAGUCUUAAUGCAUUUUUAAAUAUGUCACAAUCAAAUAGCAAAUUAAGUGUUACAGCGUUGGAACAAGACAUGAAAGAUCAUCCAAACAGCCCUCGAGACGUCCGUAAGCCAAUUCUUUUCAAGUUAUGCAAUAUUCUGCCACCUGAGAUCCGUUCAAUGCAUAUUGAUGAUGUCGUUGAAGCAGUUAAUAAUGAAAACAGUAACAAUUUGGAAAAUCAAAUACCAUCUAACCAUACUUCAGAAGAAUCAUCUAUAUAUUUCAAUAAUAGCUCUAAUAAACCAAAAAAACAAGUAGAUACAAAAGAAGCCGCUUCCAAUCUUAAAGCUCUUCAAGGUAAUACGUUAUUGUCUACAACAUCGCCAACCUCAGCUGUAAAUCAUAUUAACAAUAAAAUCAGCCAAGUAAUAAUGCGACCCGCGAACAGCUCACAUAAAAAAUGUCGCAAUACACUUGAUAAAAUGUCAGCAACAAUAAAUGCGAAACCAAAGUCAACUGGAAAAAAAACACCCAGCUUAAAACGUCCAUUAAAAUCAACAAUUAAAAAUAAUAAUGGCCAACUGGAGGAUAAAAAACAAUGCCUCAAACAAAAACGAGAUAUUUUGGUUGACGACGAAGAUGUGAAAUCAUAUUUGAUAGCAACAUAUCCAUCUUUUGUCCAGAAAUUUCAACAACACUAA